AUGACCAAGCCUACCCCAUCGAUGCUCGAAGCAAUUUGUCAGACGACCUUGUUGGACGACGUUUUUGAGGAGGAUCCUGUGACAAAUGACCUCCAAGCCUAUGUCGCCGAACGGACCAACCAUCAGAGCGCCUUACUUGUCAUGUCGGGGACCAUGGGCAACCAAGUUGCGAUUCGGACACAUCUCGUGCAGCCUCCCUACUCCGUUCUCUGUGAUCAUCGCUCUCACAUCGUGCGCUACGAGGCCGGAGGUGUCAGCUCUCUGACCGGGGCCAUGGUACAACCCAUUGUGCCUAGUAACGGUAUACAUCUUACUCUGGAGGACAUUCAAAAGCAUGCGGUGCUCGCCGAAGACGUACAUUACUGUCCGACAAAGCUUAUCAGCUUGGAGAAUACCUUAGAUGGCAUGGUGAUGCCUCUGGCCGAAGCUCGUCGGAUCGCAGAAUGGGCUCAUCAGAACGGAGUCAAGGUACAUUUGGACGGCGCGAGGCUCUGGGAAGCAGUCGUUUCUGGAGCCGGCAGCUUGCCAGAAUAUGCUGGCCUGUUUGACAGUGUGAGUCUGUGCUUCUCCAAAGGCUUGGGCGCACCAAUCGGGAGUAUCAUCGUCGGAUCCAAUGAAUUCAUUAAGAAGGCUCGUUGGUUUAGGAAAUCCAUCGGUGGCGGCGUUCGUCAAGCUGGAGUUAUUGCUGCCGCUGCAAGGGUGGCCCUCGAGGAGACUUUCGGACCAGAUCCGAACGGUCAGAAGGGUAAGCUUCGAGAAACUCACAUCAAUGCCAAGAGAAUCGCCGAGAUGUGGACUGCCCGUGGCGGCAAAUUACAACAUCCAGUACAUACAAACAUGGUAUGGCUGGAUCUUGAAUCCUCUGGUGUAGGUCCCAAUGACCUAGCAGAGAUCGGAAAGGAGAUGGGUCUCAAAUUACUCGGAGGCCGAAUCGUUGUGCAUUACCGUGAGUCCCAUGCAGUACCCAAGCAGCAUGUGAUGGAGGCGACUCAGGAGUCGACGCAGCCAUGCACAGAUCCCCGCCGUAUUGGUCGGAACAACUCUGGUCUGCUCGAGGAGGAUGUGUCAGACAUCAUCUGCAUCUUGCAUCCAACAUCUCUUGCCGCUCAUGAGGCAGUGGCCGCAACUGCUUCCCUUGCUCCUCAACACAUCUUACAAAGAGAUGAGUUGGAAUACGAAGAUCCCGACACCGCAGCUCUGGAUAUCGCCCUCAGACUGUCCUCCAACGUCCGUAAUGUAAGCUUAGGCUUCUGUUUUGGGCGCAACCGAAGCCGUUGCGACCUUCUGCUUGCCCCGGACGACAAUGCGAAACGCAUAUCCAACACGCACUUCCGAAUUCACCUCACCGGCGAUGGGAUUCUGAUGCUUGAAGAUCUCUCGACCAACGGCACCGUUGUAGACGAUUGUCGUCUUCGCAAGAAUCAGAAAGAGAACAGCCGCAUGCUGACCAAUGGCUCUGUCAUACAAGUGUUGCGCGGCAACAACGCCUCUGAUGAGGUAAGGUUCGUCGUCCGCAUCCCGUCUCGGGAUGGAUAUGCAAUGCGGUACACAGAGAAUAUGCUUCGUUACCUCGAACGAGCUCAGAGGCAACCAGCAGGUGCCAUGCAGAAGAACCGUCAAGGUUCAGUGCGACCUGCUCUGGAAUGGACAGUAGCCAAUGCGUAUGGAAUGCACUGGACAGGUGGUAGUAUGUACAAUGUGACUGGUCAAAUCGGAAAAGGAGCGUUCGCAACCGUCUACAAGCUCGCCACGAAACAACACGGAGCCGUGUACGCUGCCAAGGAGCUCGACAAGAGGAGGUUCAUGAAGAACGGGAUACUUGAUCAGAAAGUGGACAAUGAAAUGAAAAUCAUGAAGGAUCUCAAACAUCCCAACAUCGUACAAUACAUUGAUCACCAUGAACACGACAGAUGGAUCUAUAUUAUCAUGGAGUAUGUACCUGGCGGGGAGCUUUCUACUUAUCUUUCAACCCAUGGCAAGAUUCCUGAAGACAUGGUCAAAACAUUGGCCAGGCAGCUCCUGCAUGCAUUGCAAUAUCUCCACAAACGCAGGAUCACGCAUCGUGAUAUAAAGCCUGAUAAUAUUCUGAUCGCUUCACUUGAGCCGCUAAAAGUGAAAUUGUCGGACUUUGGAUUGUCGAAGGUCGUUCAAGAGGAAACGUUCUUGAAGACCUUUUGUGGCACUUUGUUGUACUGUGCACCCGAAGUAUACCCAGAAUAUGAGAAUUAUCGACGAGGUGAAGUCAGAAAAAGACGUCGAUUGGGUGACCCUCCUCCGAAAACGUCCCCAUACGAUCAGUCCGUCGAUAUGUGGUCAUUCGGUGCGGUACUAUUCCACAUCCUUAGCGGUACGCCUCCGUACACAGGUCGAGGCGACGACAGAGGGUCUCAGAUGUUGCGGAAUAUUAUGACUAGCGAGCCUGAUUAUGAUGUGUUGCGCAGAGAAGGUGUCUCUGAGGCCGGUGUUGAUUUUGUUAGGCGCCUUCUGGACCGUGAUCCUCAUUCACGACCGAAGGAAAGUGAAUGCUUUCAACAUCCGUGGAUACGUGAUGUGCCAGACGUCGACGAGUACGACGAUAACGAUAUCCAACCCACCGACUUCGGGGCCCUGUCUGAUAUUGGUGAAGAUCUGGAGAACGAGCUUGACGCGUCACAGAUUUCGCUCAAUGACAACCCAGAACCGGAUAUUGCCGGUGACGAAAGCAACGAAUUGGCACAAUCCAAGAGGCCCAGGAUUGACUAUCCCCCUGCCCAAAUUCACUAUCCAUCACUCCCAAAUAUUGAAAGCUUCCCAGCCGCUCUCCCAAUUCCUGACACCACCCCGAGACGCUUAUUUGGUGAAAUCACCUCUUCCGCACUGCGCAGUUCCAACGUCUUGGGAGCCAGUAUGAAUGCCUUCGGCGGUGAUGACCUCAGCGUCCAUGACUUCGUUUCUUCAACCGGUGAGUCGAUCAUAAGCGACGGCAACAGCCUAAACUCUGUCCUCUCCCUUCCGGACAACCCCUUUGCUGGAUCCGCGCCAAGCUUGAUGGGAGCUGAGAACCUCGUUGGGCAGCUGAACAUGAACUCGUGGCACCCUGGCACUUCGGCACACGGUCCCCUGGCGGCCGCCGAGCUGCCGGCUCUGAAGACUAGCGUGAAUGAAGCAGUCGAUGAUAGUCCUGGCCCCGAACUCAACAAGGAAACACAUCCGAGUACUGCGACCCCGAAGGGAGCCAAAUUCAGCCGCCGAAUUGAGUUACCACUUCCCGAUACGGCCAGCGAACAUUCCAGCCGCGAGGUCACCAGAGAAAAUAGCAAAGCCCCCUGUGAUAAACCCGAAGCGAGUGCCGGUGAGGUUUUUGACAUUGAAUUGGCGGUCACGAUCGACGCUCGAACCGGCCGACAAAUCUCACCAGACGGCAUAGUGAGCGACAACACAUCAGCAGCCCUGCAACAUGCUGUGCCUACUCAAAUUCCUCCGACUAUUUCCCUCCACCGGCGUGAACAGUCUCGUCCACUUUUAGGAAAGCUCACUACUCUCCCGGGAUCAAUAUUUGACCUGACGAUUCGCUUGGAAGAUCGAAUGACAUCCUGGGGGCGGGGACCUCAAGCAACCAUCUGCCAUCCUGACCCUAUGGACACGCGAAUCCCUGCAUACGCACUGGAAGUGACUUUCUGGGCACCGGCUAUUGAGGCGCAGAUCGCGGCAGGGCGCAACUGGAUGGAGGUUACUGGAGUAAUGGCUAUUCUUUCAACCAAGACUCGCAAGUGCAUCUGGGUCAAUGAUACAGAAUUGCGCCGGGGGUCAGAGGGAAGCAACACUCGGGAGGGAUUUCAUUUUGGGAAACUGUACACUGGCGAUAUCAUCACAGUCUACCGACAUCGGAACAAGUUCUUGAAGUUUCAGUGCGAAUUCUACCAUGGAGACAGCGCACGCUCGCGACCAGAGGAGGAAAAGGGCUUCGUGGUGCGGAAGGUGUUGAUGUCCAAGACGGGCGUGGCUGCUAAUCGACUGCCAGUGCGCAAAGAUAACGAUGGGGCAAAAAGCACGGUCUAA
This is a messenger RNA of Aspergillus thermomutatus, 4038 nucleotides long. RefSeq lists its product as uncharacterized. NCBI's taxonomy places the organism in Eukaryota, Fungi, Ascomycota, Eurotiomycetes, Eurotiales, Aspergillaceae. Gene Ontology annotation, molecular function: protein binding; L-allo-threonine aldolase activity; ATP binding. Gene Ontology annotation, biological process: glycine biosynthetic process; protein phosphorylation; L-threonine catabolic process. The record is from RefSeq and is a predicted model, not a curated record. The coding region runs from base 1 to 4038 and encodes 1345 amino acids. Gene Ontology annotation, cellular component: cytosol. The transcript has 4 exons.